This is a messenger RNA of Scleropages formosus (Asian bonytongue), 864 nucleotides long. RefSeq names its product NSE2 (MMS21) homolog, SMC5-SMC6 complex SUMO ligase (gene nsmce2). Gene Ontology annotation, cellular component: nucleus; Smc5-Smc6 complex. Lineage: Eukaryota; Metazoa; Chordata; Actinopteri; Osteoglossiformes; Osteoglossidae. Gene Ontology annotation, biological process: double-strand break repair via homologous recombination; protein sumoylation. Gene Ontology annotation, molecular function: SUMO ligase activity; zinc ion binding. The record is from RefSeq and is a predicted model, not a curated record. The coding region runs from base 12 to 791 and encodes 259 amino acids. The transcript has 7 exons.
CAAAUCCCUAGAUGCAACGCGCGGAAAACUCCUUUGCCGGAAAUUUCGAAGUGGGGCUCAGUUACCUAGCUCAUUCAGACUCAUCAAAGACCACUGGUGCAAUGUCAUUGAGUGUGGUAAAUUCCAAUCUGUCCUCCCUGAAGUCAUGUCAGGCAGACCUCAACACUGGGAUGGACAUGGUAAAGGACGUAGCCCUUGACCUUGUUGAAUCUGGAGGAGAUGAGAAGGAUGCCAAGAAGCUGACGGAGCUGAUGCUGAAUCUGGCGAGGCUGGAUGCAGAGAUGCACUGCUUUGUGGAGGCCAUUGGGCACAUCACACAGGCCCAAAGGGAGUCACCGGACACUCCGCAUGCCCUCAGAGCCAUGGCAGAGAACGAGUUCAUGAAGCUCAAGGCUGGUCUAGCCAACAGAGACUUCCAGAAGCACUCCAAAGUGGUGACCUUCCAGCAGAGCCUUCAGUCCUCGGCCAAGCAGUCCAACCCCUUGGCCUCCGCCACCAGUAUGGAGGAGGAGCUCGAUGAGGACAUUGCGGUGACGCAGAGCCAGGUGAACUUCACCUGCCCCCUCACACAGUUGGAGAUGACCAAUCCUGUGAAGAACAAGAAGUGUAAUCAUCACUACGAGCAGGAAGCUGUGCUCAGCAUGAUCAAGAGGAGGCAAAACCAACACAAGAAGUUCUGCUGCCCCGUCAUCGGCUGUGGAAACACGAGCGUGACGCAGUCGGACCUGGUGCCGGACGCAGCUAUGAGGAGGAUGAUCCAGAACCAGAAGAAGCAAGGAACCAAGGCGUGAAAAUCCAUGUGUGGGUGUAUAUAUACAUGUCUUUGUACAUAAUUAUACAUAUUUUUAAAUUAAUAAAAUUCAU